This is a messenger RNA of Penicillium maclennaniae, 2433 nucleotides long. RefSeq names its product DUF3433 domain-containing protein. The record is from RefSeq and is a predicted model, not a curated record. NCBI's taxonomy places the organism in Eukaryota, Fungi, Ascomycota, Eurotiomycetes, Eurotiales, Aspergillaceae. The transcript has 3 exons. The coding region runs from base 1 to 2433 and encodes 810 amino acids.
AUGUCGAACCAGGACUCUCCUAUGCGCAACUUCAGUCUACGAAACGUCAACUCGAGCAAGCCUCAGCUUUAUAAAACAAACUCAGAGCAGUCUAUUGCUGUGUCGGACGACUACUAUUCUUUCUCGGAUCGAGCUAUGUCGUCAAGUCCCGAUAGUCGUGUAACCGCGAUGCGUUUCGCAACACCAAAUGAACGGUCUCCCCAGCCUUCGCCAUCUUCUUCGCAUCGGAGACAGCUAGCCAGGGGACCUUCAAUGAUUCAAGAAUACCAACGGACACCUCAAGAUCUUGGGUCUCCACGCCCAGGGACUUCGAGCACAGUUCGGUCUGGCGAAGACAGAGUCGCUCGCAUCAGCCCCAAGUCAGAUGAGACAAUUCGACAAGUGCCUCCCAGUCGUGAAUACUCUGGGAGAGAGCCGACUCCAGGACUGGAUGAUUCACCCUAUGUUCGAUUCGCAAUUGAUCAGCUCACUGCCGAUGAGCAUGCCCAAAGACCCCAGCGAAUGGAUUCCGUCUCCACGAACACAACGAAUGACUACGCAGGUGAGCAACUUGUGUGGGAUGAGAGCUUGGGCUAUUUCACUCGGGCUCGAACCCCGAUUCGACAUAUGGAAGUGCCUGAGCGACCCAAGUACAAGUCACCCUCCCCGCAAGCACUUCCUCAGAGACCCAAUUCGAUUGAUCCAGAGUCGUUCGUCGCUGUUGAAGCGCCGGAGGAAAGCCUCAAAUAUCCUGCACUGAACUAUCUCCCCACAAUGUUACGACCCUGGGCUUUAGGUGGUGUCAUCUUCUGCUGCUUGCUCAUGAUCGCUGGUAUUGCGUUCUGCAAUGUCUGGUCUCAUCGCCAUCAGGGUAUUUGGGAUUACACUGGCCAGGGUGAUUCUCGGUACUUUGUGAUGGAAUUCCUUCCUCAGAUUCUGGCGGCUCCCAUCAUCAUACUCAAUCUCAUGGUCCAGUCUGCUGUCUAUCGAACCGCGCCAUUUGCAAUCAUGGCAGCCAACCGCCAAAUUGGAUAUGUUUUGCAGGGCUUGCCCAUCCUCCCUCGCAACUUUAUUUUCCCUGAUCUCUCACACUUUCGAUAUGGAGAGGCUCUUUUCGGCUUCUCCAUGUUUACCAUCUGGCUGUCAAACUUCUUCUCCAUCCCGCUCUUAAGCUGCUUGUUUCAGGCAAAGUAUUACGAGAUGGAUGGCAAAGGAGUAUGGAGAUGGGCAUCUGUUCAAUCGGUGGGCUGGACUCUGAUAGCUUCAUAUGGUCUCUUGAUCAUUGGAUUGAUUGGGCUUCUCCUUCGAUUCGUCCUCCAGUGGACUGGCUUGAUGUGGGAUCCGGUUUCCUUGGCAGAUCUGAUCUCCAUUAUCCAGCGGUCCAAUAUCCUCCAUGAUUAUGAGCACUCGGAAACCGUUCCCAAAGUGAAAGAGUCACUGGACCCUCGCAUUCUCCGUCUCGGCUAUUGGAAGCUUUCAAUGAAGCCUGAGGUAUUCUACGGCAUUGGAGAAAUGGAUGCUCCCAUCCGUACACCCUCUCUCCAUCAAACCAAAAAGAGCAGAGACAAGCAGCCCCAUGGUCUCGCCAAGGUCACCUUUGACCUCGAGCAUGCUGGCGCUUUUGCGAACGACCCAUUCGACCACCACCUCUACUCUCCAUUUACCCGGUAUCGCUGGACACCAUGGUUCCUCCGCAAGGCUGCUGUCAUCACCUGGAUCAUCAUCGUUUUCGCUCUCUUUAUCGCUUUCGUGACCGUCAGCUUCGUGAACGAUGCGGUCCAAGGAGGCUUCCCUCCCAAACUCCCAACGCUGCCCUCGACUGGUGCCUUCUCCUCAUCCAACUUCCUUUACAGCUUCAUCCCCGCAAUCAUGGGCAAUAUCCUCUUCCUCACCUGGCAACCAAUCGACACCUACUUCCGCGCACUCCAGCCUUUCGUCGAACUCUCUUCUCCGAACGUCACCCUCCAAGCCAUCAUCAACGGCCACUACAAAGUCGCUUGGAUCUCCUUCAUGAGCCUAGUCUCCAUCGCCAUUCCUAUUCUCGCAGGUGGGGUCUUCGUCGCCCUCUGGUACCCCGCCAGCUCCGAUAUUCGCAUCUCCGCCCUCAUGCCCGCCUUCUACGCCUUAGUCGCCUUCUGUGGCCUCUACGCCGUGUCUUUCCUGUCAAUCUGGCCAGGACGCCGCCGUUACCUCCCUCAUGACAUUAGCACUCUCGCGGAUCUGAUGAGCUACUUCUAUCAAUCUCCUCUUUUGGCGGAUAAGCUUUUGCGCGAGCCACGCAGCAAAACCGAUCUCGUUACGCGCCUGAUUGUGGCCCCGCCUGCCGAGCGUCUACUGCCCAUGUACGGCUUCGGAAUCUACGUCGGCCGUGAUGGCAAAGAACAUCUCGGUAUCGACCGCUUCCAUCGGCCUGGACGGACUGAUAUGUUGAUUACGACGGGAACGAUGAAAUGA